AUGGUGCUUUCAAUAAACUGGACCACCGUCGAAGCGGACGAAGUACCAGCGUUUUUUCUUAAAAUAGCAAAAAACAUACCGCGAGUUGGACGAAGCGGCAGGAUCGACGAGUAUUUAUUGACCAAGCAAUCUAAAAAUUAUCCCCGAGCUAAUAAAGUUGGUGAAUACUCUCCGGUAUCUAAUGAGUAUUUGUCUUUAACGGGGGGGAAUGAUCCAGAAAUACAUAAGCGGAUGGUGAAUUAUCCUGCUCCAGGAAAUAUUGAUUCAAUAUCGUGGGAGCAUUUUCCGCUGGCUAUUGAAGGACCUCCCGAGCUUUGGCGUACUCUCGCGUCUUAUGCAAACGAUAAAUACGGAACGGCUUCCGAUGAUAUCGAAAACGAAAUUUGGCAGAGAAACAAACGCAAGAAUGUUGAAAAUUAA
Messenger RNA from Cotesia congregata, 420 nucleotides. The record is from the annotation of a GenBank genome assembly. NCBI's taxonomy places the organism in Eukaryota, Metazoa, Arthropoda, Insecta, Hymenoptera, Braconidae.